AGAGAGAGGCAGAGAACUCCCAGCUCAGCCUGAUCAGUGUUUCGUCCUCCUUGUAAUGCGGAUUACAGCUCUCACCGCCUUCCUGCCACUGGACACCAGCACUGAAGCAUCACAGAGGAUUUUCACUGGAGUUUAGGGAGUUUAGGUGGCAUUUUCCUCUUGAAGGUUUCACUUGGACUUCUGAAUAUAAUUGGGACGGCUGUAGAAGAGCAUGGAGGUUAACGGGCGCGCGCUACCACCCUCAAUACCCGAGGAUGGUGAAGUCGACCACUUUUAUCACGGGGAGAUGAAUGGUUAUCACCAGAGGCUUCAGAGCGGGGAUGGGGGCGAUGCUGAGCUCCCUGUCUCCAAGUCCCAAAGACGGAAGAGCGAUGUGAAAGUCUACAAGGAGUUUUGUGACUUUUAUGCUCGCUUCAACAUGGCCAAUGCUUUGGCCAAUGCCAUGUGUGAGCGCUGCAAGAGCGGCUUCGCUCCAGCAGAGAAGAUAGUGAACAGUAACGGGGAACUUUACCACGAGCAGUGCUUUGUCUGUGCGCAGUGUUUCCAGCAGUUCCCAGAGGGACUCUUCUACGAGUUUGAAGGCAGGAAGUACUGUGAACACGACUUCCAGAUGCUGUUCGCUCCUUGUUGCCAUCAGUGUGGUGAGUUCAUCAUCGGCCGUGUGAUCAAGGCGAUGAACAACAGCUGGCAUCCGGACUGCUUCUGCUGUGACAUCUGCCAGGCUGUACUUGCAGACGUUGGAUUUGUUAAAAAUGCCGGACGGCAUUUGUGUCGUCCCUGUCACAACAGAGAGAAGGCCCGAGGUCUCGGAAAGUACAUCUGUCAGAAGUGUCACGCCAUUAUUGAGGAGCAGCCUCUCCUGUUCAAGAACGACCCUUACCACCCUGAUCACUUCAACUGCAACAACUGCGGAAAAGAGCUGACAGCUGAUGCCAGGGAGCUGAAGGGGGAGCUAUACUGCCUUCCCUGCCAUGACAAGAUGGGUGUGCCCAUCUGCGGCGCCUGCAGGAGACCCAUCGAGGGCCGCGUCGUCAAUGCCAUGGGCAAGCAGUGGCACGUUGAGCAUUUUGUGUGUGCUAAGUGUGAGAAACCCUUCCUGGGACACCGUCACUACGAGAGAAAGGGCCUGGCCUACUGCGAAACACACUACAACCAGCUGUUUGGGGAUGUUUGCUACCACUGCAAUCGUGUUAUUGAAGGAGACGUGGUUUCUGCUCUCAACAAGGCGUGGUGUGUCAACUGUUUUGCUUGCUCUACCUGCAACACCAAGCUCACUCUCAAGAACAAGUUUGUGGAGUUCGACAUGAAGCCGGUGUGUAAGAAGUGCUAUGAAAAGUUCCCCCUGGAGCUGAAGAAGAGGCUGAAGAAGUUGUCCGAAGCCGUCGCACGGAAGUAAACACCCAUAGGAGAUGAGACGGGGCAGCGAAGUGACCGUGCUCAUGCUCAACCCUGACAGUCAUUUAAGACAGAAUUGGUGUGUUUUAUGUUACAUUUACGUUGGUUAUUUUAGUGGAACACUUUACUUUUAACACUUACAGUCACAGAUGGAAAGUGCUUACCAUUGAUUUCUUGUUCCUGAAGCUGGCAGAUGGCUCAACAGUCAGAUUGCUGGUCAGUCAGGAGUUUUUGCUUCAACUUAUUAAGUGCCUUGUUGCUCAAAUGCUGCACUAUAUAUUUUCAUAUAUUUGCUUAUUUCACUGCUAAUAUAUAUAUAUGAAUAUAUAUAUAUAUAUAUGUAUAUAUAUAU
Messenger RNA from Cololabis saira (Pacific saury), 1747 nucleotides. RefSeq names its product LIM and senescent cell antigen-like-containing domain protein 1. Gene Ontology annotation, biological process: positive regulation of integrin-mediated signaling pathway; positive regulation of substrate adhesion-dependent cell spreading; cell-cell junction organization. Lineage: Eukaryota; Metazoa; Chordata; Actinopteri; Beloniformes; Belonidae. The transcript has 10 exons. Bases 212 to 1396 code for a protein of 394 amino acids. The record is from RefSeq and is a predicted model, not a curated record. Gene Ontology annotation, cellular component: focal adhesion; cytoplasm; cell-cell junction.